Molecule: messenger RNA, 2097 nt
Organism: Diabrotica virgifera virgifera (western corn rootworm)
Lineage: Eukaryota; Metazoa; Arthropoda; Insecta; Coleoptera; Chrysomelidae
Exons: 3
Coding region: 1-2097 (698 amino acids)
Molecular function (GO): catalytic activity
Source: RefSeq, a predicted model, not a curated record
AUGGCGCCUCAGAAGAACGGUCGUGUUUACGACUCGGAAGUUAAGUGUUGUAAAAAGUGUUAUAAAGUUGCACAAAGUGGUCUAUUAUGUGCGAAUUGUGGAACGUUAUCCCAUAGUGGCUGCCUGAAGCAACUAAAAUCGAUCAAAUAUAUCGAUGAUGAGACAGUUAUAUGCUGUGAGGAGAGUGUGAGGUUAAGUGAUCCACCAAACAAAACCUUGGAUAGUGAGGCUGACGAUGAGGAUCCGAGACAAACUGAAAUAAGCGAUGGACCCAAAACUAUGGCCCGUAGGCUCUUAUGUAAGCAGGUUUUUUAUGAAGCGUCCAACACAUACUCAAAUAAAAUGAAGGAUGAAGAAACGACCGUUAACCCUCCAUCAAAUUUUCAAAAUAACCUAAUUCAACAAGGCACGGUAAGCAUGUUUCAUGUCAAUUUACAGUGUAUAUCAAAUAAAGUCGAUAUGAUCAAUGCUUUUCUUGCGGAUAAAAAGUUCUAUGACGUCAUAUGUUUUUCAGAGCACUGGCAAACUGAAGAAAAUCUAAAAUUAAUUAACAUCUCCGGCUUUUCACUAGCUAACUUUUUCUGUAGGGUUGAAAAGAAGCAAGGUGGCGUUGCAAUUUAUGUAAAAGAAAAUCUUAUGUAUUCUUCUCUUAAUCUAAAUGAAUAUAACGUAGAGCAAACUUCAGAGUUUUGUGCAAUUUAUAUACCUUCAAUGAGAACCAAUAUUUUAACUGUAUACAGAUCAGGUAAUGGUGACUGUGACUUGUUCUUGGUGAAUUUUGAGAAUGUUAUAGCAUUCUUACUUAACAAAGCAGACAAACUGAUUAUACUUGGGGAUUUUAAUAUAAAUUUUAAAAUUAAAUCUGAAUCUUCUUAUGAUAUUCAAAAUCUGUUAAUGUCUUUUGGUCUAGAAAUAACGAUAAACGAUUAUACUAGAAUCACAUCUCAAUCCAGUAGUUGCAUCGAUAACAUUAUGACUAACUUUUCUGAAAAUAUCUACAGGGUGGGCGUAUUUGAACCUUGUUUCUCUGACCAUCGAGCACAAUUUAUAUCUAUUGAUUCUGAUCUUAAAGUUGUUGACACUAAUCAAUCAUUUCAACGGUCUAUUACUUCUUCUGGUUUGCAGAAGCUUAAAUAUGCACUAGCUAGUACAAAGAUGGACUUUUUCUAUGACACCAAUAACGAUCCCGAUGUCUUGAUGUUCUUUUUAACUGAAACUUAUAACAACUUAAUAUUAAAGUUUUUUCCAUUAAAAAAAGUACGACAAACUGCUAAAAUAACACCCGUGCAAUGGUUUAAUGACGAAUUAAGGUCUUACAGAUCUAAUCUUUCUCUCAUUAAACACAUUGCAGAUGUCACUAAGGAUCCCGAUAUUUUCAAACUAUAUAAACAACAAAAAUAUGAAUAUAAUCGGCAGUUACAAAAUGCUAAAAAGUCGGCUUACUCUGGUUUUAUUACUAACUCCAAUAAUAAACCUAGAGACUGCUGGAAAAUAUUAAACUUCGAAAGAGGCAAUACAAGAUCCAGUUCGGUACAACCAGAUCUAUCUCCAGACGAAAUAAAUCAAUUUUUUAUUACAAUCGCAGAGAAUAUAAUUACAUCCCUUCCCACUAUUAAUAACGAUAUCCUCUUCAGUUACAGAAACUAUCCUUCCCCGAGUAAGUCCUUUUGUUUCCGACCCGUUGUGGAAGAUGAGAUCUCUCAAAUAAUUAAAUCUCUUAAUAAUUCCAAUUGUAAGGACGUUCACGAAAUAAAUAGCAAAAUUUUAAAAGAAACUUACCAAAUAGUUUUAACACCUUUCACUCAUCUUAUUAACUUAAUUUUAUCAACUGGAGUAUUUCCAGAAGCACUAAAGUACUCAAAGCUGUGGGGUUCUGCUGGUAAGAGUAAUUUAGACCUUGGUUCCUUAGAUCAUUGGUACUAUAAGAACAGUAGGGAUCUAGAGAUGAAUAUUGUUAACAAUACCACUGCAAAAUUUGCCAAGAGUCAUGAACAACGACUUUCUCAACACUUCAAUGUUGAGGCCAUCCAGCUCCUCGGCAACACGGACCUGGCUAGAAGACUCAAGAGGAAGAAACCCAUCGAGUUAGUUAAGUGA